AUGCUUCGUCAACUGACAUUUAAAGUAUGCAGUGGUAUAUUUUUCUGUGAAUCAUUCUGUCUUGCGAAUUUCAACAAAAGAUGUUGUCAUGGUCGACGAUGGCGGAGAAAUGAGGGAAAAAUCUUUUUGUCCUGGUCAAAUGUAGGAAGGAACGCUCUUACAGAAAGACAAAGAAUUCGUAUAGGCCACUACCAACGGCAAGAAUGUUUUGAACCCGCUGCACCCUUACCACCAGAACGGCGCGAACCGCGCACAGAACAGUUUGUACCUGCAGCAGCACCGCCACCACCACGGCGCCCAGCAAGACGGCCACCAUUACAAAAUGCUGAAAUUACCUCAACAACUCGGGCCACCGAAGCUCGUCCUGUGGAGGUGAUUGUCAUCAGCGAUGAUGAUAUCUGA
Messenger RNA from Paramuricea clavata, 402 nucleotides. The record is from the annotation of a GenBank genome assembly. NCBI's taxonomy places the organism in Eukaryota, Metazoa, Cnidaria, Anthozoa, Malacalcyonacea, Plexauridae.